AUGGUAAAAUCAUCGUCUGGGCGCGCAAAAUCGCCGCAAAGGGCGACAAAACCGGCAGAUGGUGGGCCUACUACCCGAAGGAGUUCCAGACUCCUCUCCAAGUCGCCAGUUGGAUCUCCCACGCUAAGGCCGUCCAAGAGGAACUUGGAAAAUCCAAAUGACCGUUCUGAUUCGACAUUUCCGGCUAAAGGAAGAAGUGAUAAGCAAAGGAGGGGAACGUCAAAGUCUCCAGUUAUACGUGCAAAACAACAAGAUGUCACUCCAGAAACAAUCUCUCUAGAUGUGUCUCUUCGGAUUGUACCAGCAGAUCCAUCAGAAGGAGAUAUGGAUCCAGGAAAACGGUAUUUGGAUGUACUGAGGGAUAACCUAGAAACAACAGCUCUUACUAGUACAUACAAGGCGGAAAAUAACGGAGUCGGAGAUAAAAAAAUAGAAAAAAAUUCACAGACCGCGGAUAUACCUGUGAAUUGUCCAUAUUUGGGUACAAUAAAUCGCCACCUGCUAGACUUUGAUUUUGAAAAAAUCUGCUCCAUUAGCCUUUCGAAUAAGCACGUCUAUGCCUGUCUGAUUUGCGGGAAAUAUUUUCAAGGAAGAGGGAAAAAUACCCAUUGCUAUACACAUGCACUGGAGGAAGGUCACUAUUUAUUCAUGAACCUUGAGGAUUGCACAGUUUACUGCUUGCCAGAAAAUUACAGGGUUGAUGAUGCCUCAUUAAAUGAUAUAAAGGACUUUUUAAAACCGAAAUUCACAAAAUCAGACGUGGAAAAGAUUUCAAAGGAAGUGCUAUACGGUAAAGCUUUAGAUGGAACAGACUUUAUUCCUGGAUGUAUUGGCCUAAAUAACCUCAAAAACACGGAUUUCUUUAAUGUAAUUAUACAGAUGUUUUGUUGUAUCGUUCCAUUGAGAAACAAAUUGCUUCUGAUGGAUGUUGAACGUGUUCAACCACCGGAUGCGGUUUUGAGUACUUUGGUCGAGUUGGUUAGAAAAAAUUUUAAUCCGCACAACUUCAAGGGGAUUGUAUCUCCUCAUGAGUUUUUACAAGCCGUUGGAGUAUCUUCAUCUGGCUUGUACAAGAUUGGCAUCCAGGGAGAUCCUGUGGCAUUGUUAUCAUGGCUACUUAACAGGCUUCACGUUAGACUUCAUAAGAAGCAUACCAAAGGUACGUUGAAUGUGAUGUCGUUUGGAUAG
Messenger RNA from Theileria equi strain WA, 1188 nucleotides. RefSeq names its product ubiquitin carboxyl-terminal hydrolase, putative. The record is from RefSeq and is a predicted model, not a curated record. The transcript has 5 exons. Gene Ontology annotation, molecular function: cysteine-type deubiquitinase activity; zinc ion binding. The coding region runs from base 1 to 1188 and encodes 395 amino acids. NCBI's taxonomy places the organism in Eukaryota, Apicomplexa, Aconoidasida, Piroplasmida, Theileriidae. Gene Ontology annotation, biological process: protein deubiquitination.